Molecule: messenger RNA, 4001 nt
Organism: Boleophthalmus pectinirostris (great blue-spotted mudskipper)
Lineage: Eukaryota; Metazoa; Chordata; Actinopteri; Gobiiformes; Gobiidae
Product: TSC22 domain family protein 2-like
Exons: 3
Coding region: 815-2422 (535 amino acids)
Biological process (GO): regulation of transcription by RNA polymerase II
Source: RefSeq, a predicted model, not a curated record
CCUUUAAACGUGACGUAACGAAUGACCGGAAGUUACGACGUGUCGUGUUUAAAAACUUUAUUUUUUUAACAAGAUGUUUUUUUUUUGUUUUUUUUUUUAUAUUCUAAUCUCAGAAUCAGUCGUACGAACAGUUCUUAUUUGAUUUGAUUCUGAAAAUACCUUUUAAUACAAUUCCCAGGGUGCAGUGCGCAUUUGCCAUCUUGAGCUGGGCUGAGUUAGCCCCGUUAGCUUCCUACUGCUACUCUCUGCUUCUGCUGCACUGGAGUGUAGUUUAUCUGUCAGCUAGCCACUUCAAGCGAGCUGUCCACACGGCGAGACAAAACUUCACUAGAUUCAAGACUUUCCCUCGAUAUAUGGACUAUAUUUUCUCCCUGAAACGUCAAGGAGUUUAUUUACACCAUGUCUUUUGGCUCACAAGGUAGUUUAAAAUUUACGGUAUAGCCACAUUAGCCAGCUACCGUUAAAGAAGCACCGAGGGCUGGAGAGGAGUGAGCAGAGGAACCGGGGCCCGCCUCAGACUAGAGUACCGGUGGCAGCUGCUGAACAAGGACUUUUACAAGGACCUGUUGAAAGUGCGCCGUGCUGAUACGGAACAGACCGAGCAGACGUGAGAGGCAGGUGGAAGAGAAGUUUAUUUCUCUUAAACAUUUGUAGACUUUUUAUUUACAUUACCUACUUUCCUCCAGGUGGGGAGAUGAAGAGAAACGUGAGUGUGUUCUGCGAUGGUACGUGGCUGAGAUCUCAUCUGUAAUUCGCUCCGUAUUGCAUUGGUUUGCGAGUGCUUUUUUGGGAGCUGGCAAACGCACUUUUAAAUAUGUCUACAAUGCCAGCAAAGAAGAAAAGUUGCUUCCAGAUUACAAGUGUCACCCAAGCUCAAGUAGCGGGUAGCACGAUAAUAGACGACACUGAAAGCAUAGAUGAUCCAGACGAUCCCCGAACAGAUGAUGUGUCCUCGGAAAUCUUUGGUGUGUCCCGGACAGACCUGGGGGUGAGUGACUGCAGCUUCAUUGAGGAAGGUCCUAACCACACUGGAGAGCACCUGAAUGGGCCAGUGAACGGGAUCCUGUCUAUUAAGAGCAUAGGCACAGGAGGUCGUAACACCCCAGUUAGUUUAGGAGGAAGUGUGCCCGUGCCAGCUGCAACUCAACCCAUUGUUCCAGCUCCUACCGGUCAGCCUUCAUCUGUCUCCAGCUGUAGCUCCCGCUUUCGCGUCAUUAAACUCGACCAUGGCACCGGUGAGCCUUUUAGACGGGGGCGAUGGACUUGCACUGAGUUUUAUGAGAAAGAGUCAGAGUCCAAUAGAACUGUGGACAGUGUGAAACCUGCUGUGACAUAUGAGCACAACACAGACAGUGGGCUAGGUCUCGUCACUAACUCUGUCCUUAGUUCUUUUUCUGUUCAGUCUGUGGAGAACAUCGAUGGUGGACCCCCAAGGGUGCCCAUUCCCUCUUCAGAGCCGUUGCAACAAGGCUACACCUUACCUUCACAGAUUGGGAGUGUAGCAAGUGCCUUCCAGCCCACAGGAUAUGCAACUACAAUAACAUCCCAUGUCAACGUGCAACCUGUUGUUUCACAGACUUUUAUUCCCAACAGCCUUAAUGGCAUCCACCAAGCACCCAUGAUGCCUCUUGCCACACAGCCUCAACAGCUUGCCUUUUCUAAUGCUGGCAUCUCUUCUGGCCUGCCUGACUACCACCUGCAGCACUUUCAUGCAACAUCUCUGCCAAUGGUGCCUCCCAGCAGCCAGGCACCUCUAAGCCCCCCUGGUCCUGGAGGGCAAGUCCUUCUGGCUCAGGGUGCAGACGCAGCCUUAGCUCCAGUGGUGACCCCUGUCAGUGUGGCCUCAGGAGCGAUGGGCAUUACAGUCUCCUCCCCAGUCACCAUCCCCUCCCAAAGUGGAAUCGUGAGUGUGCCGACCACCAUCAGCGCGGCAGAAGAUCACAGGCCCAGGUCCGACGUCCUGCCUCUGACCAUCUCUACUGUCAAGCCUCACAUCCCCGAGGGUCUCAGCCUGACCACUCCUGCUGUCAGCUUGUUUGGCAUCGCCAUUCCUGUGGAUGGAGACGAUGACAGUGCGUCCGGUGCCAGUGUCGUCGCCAUCGAUAACAAGAUUGAGCAAGCAAUGGACCUGGUAAAGAAUCACCUAAUGUACGCCGUCCGUGAAGAAGUGGAAGUUCUGAAGGAGCAGAUCAAGGAGUUGUACGAGAGGAACUCUGUGCUAGAGCGGGAGAACGCUGUGCUCAAAUCUCUGGCCAACUCUGAGCAGCUGAACAAACUGUCCAGUCAGCUGAGUCAAGUAAACAGCGUCGCUUUGCAGCAGCUACAUCAACAUUCAGUUUCCACAAAUAACAGCAACGCUCUAGUUGGCCACUAUGAAGUGGUCAAGAGCACGCCCCACCAGCCCAACAUCACCUCGGCAUGACCAUUUUUACCUUGAUGCUCAGAAGAAGCAGGAGGUCUAAAAUAACUAAUGUUCUCUUGGCUUUGUGCUUAACCUGCUCCAUUUAUUCUCACUUGAGUGUAUGUGCCUUGUCUUGGCCUUGUCAAACACCUUUUCCACCAUGUGAGAAGUUGUGUCACGGCUUGUGAUUGGCUGAAGUGAGGAGCAGUAAAAGCCAGAGCUACAUGCUGGUGACGGGGCCCAAGAGGCACACCAUGAGCUGCUUACAUUGGGGGCUGGUGUGGUGAGUCCUAUCCAAGCGGGAGUCAGUGCUCUUCAGUGUCUCCAGGACUGGGGGGAGGGACAGAGAUAGGGGGUGAUUAUAACUCCCCCAAAAGGACUAGGAGGUCCUGGGGUCCUUCAGCUUGAGCAGAGCGACCCGCGAGCCUUGUCUUAUUUAAUGCUGCAAACAGAAAAAGCUUGUGUUGUUUUUUGCAGAGCCACAUUCUUAACAUCAAUCAUUCUUAGGUUCAUUUUUUAGUAUUCGCAUUUAUUUAUUUUCAGGGCUGCUAUUUUGUAAAUGAACAAUGUCUUUGAAAAACCAACAAAACAUCUUUUCUUUUUUUUUUUUUAAGUCUGUAAGGUAUUAUAACUAGUGAGCAGUUUAGAAGUUUUUCUUCUCAAUGCAUUGUGCAAACACUAAAGCCAGACUUAAAUUAGCUGGAAUCCAGGUUGAAUGUAUAUUUUGUAAAGUGUAAAGUAUUAAGAGAAUGGUAUGUAUAGCCUGUUUAAGAAAUGAAAUAUGUGAUGGGAUAACAAGAGGUGUUAAUUUACUUUUCUAGACUUGCUUUUGUCAGAAAUCAAAUGAAUGGGAUCUGGCUGGGGAAUGAAAAGCUGUGAAAAUUGUUCCAUCCUACUCUGUAACCAAAGACGCAAGCUGUGUAACUUUUUAAUGCACAAUCUUUUUCUAUUUUCUACUUUCCCUCUUUUUGUUGCUGUUCUGAUCUGUAAUCAAACCACUGUCUUACCUCAUGUUUUUAUCCGCCACUCUUAAUAUUUGUAUCACAUGUCAGUCUGAGGGAUUGUGUGGAGUUUUUGAAAGGGAACAAAGCAUGUAAGUUUAUAGAAAGGACUUUCAGCUACAAAAGGAGACAUCAUUUUGUGUUGAAUGUCAAAUGCUAUAAAAGUCACAACACACAUUUUAUUGUAUUUAAAAGGUAUAAAUUUGAGUUAAUGACUUUAUUGGCAGCCACACAAAUCAUACAGGAAUAGAGUUUGUGUUUCGACAUUAUGAGAUACCCUGUCUAUUUGAGCCCCCUGAGCUGCUGUCUUCUUGUUGAUUGGUAAAGUAGUUCUGAGGAUGAGAACUAAACCAAAAAUGAUUGUUAACAAUGUACAAUCAGGCACCUUUUUACUGAACCUCUCCUACUGUCUACAAAUGGGUCUAUGUCUCCCUCUUCAAAGAGUCUUUUCUAUUUUCUUUUCAUUUGAAGGAGAUGCUGUGUACUAUUUGAACGUGAUCACUGAGCCUUGGAGUAAAUAUCUUAAUGCCCUUGUAAUGUGCUGUUCAAACUAUUUUAGUUUUCAGUCAAAAAUAAAUUACUGUUUUAUUAAGACAUAA